Messenger RNA from Medicago truncatula (barrel medic), 2486 nucleotides. Its product is annotated as low affinity sulfate transporter 3. Gene Ontology annotation, biological process: sulfate transmembrane transport. The record is from RefSeq and is a predicted model, not a curated record. The transcript is spliced from 12 exons. Gene Ontology annotation, cellular component: membrane. Lineage: Eukaryota; Viridiplantae; Streptophyta; Magnoliopsida; Fabales; Fabaceae. Bases 323 to 2305 code for a protein of 660 amino acids. Gene Ontology annotation, molecular function: secondary active sulfate transmembrane transporter activity.
UGAAAAUGGAAAAAGCAAUAUUUAGCAAGCAUAAAUAGAGAGGUGGAUUUAUACUCAUAUUCACAGGCUACAUACAUUCCAUUCCCAACUUUAUAGAUUAACCAAUCUAAGAGAUGCCACAAGACACAAGUAUCCUCUCAGUCAUACAUAGCCUUCAAAGAAUAAUCUUUGUUCAGCCCCUUUCAAGCAAUUAUCCAAAUCAAAUUGACCCUUGACAAAUCUAGUUCUGUAAAUGUCCACUGAUUUGACAAUUGACAUGAAUGUACAUUAUUAAGUAAGUACUGAUUCAGCUUCAAGAGUUCACCCAAACACUUCAACAAAAAUGAGUUCAUUACCUUCUGAUGCUUUCAAUAUGAGAGUCACAGAAGAUGGAAAUCUUCAUCUUGAAGAUACUCAUCAAAUAGAUAGGACACAGUGGAUGCUAAAUUCUCCAAAUCCACCUCCUCUAUGGAAAAAACUCAUUACUCCACUUAAGAAUAACAAGCUCUUUUCUUCAUCCAAGAAAAGAACUUGCCAUGAACAUGUUGUUUCUUUCUUUAGUGGAUUAUUUCCAAUACUUAGCUUGUUCAAAAACUAUGAUGCUUUCAAGUUUAAAGAUGAUUUCCUAGCAGGUUUAACUCUUGCUAGCCUAAGCAUACCUCAGAGUAUUGGUUAUGCUAAUUUAGCAAAACUUGAUCCUCAAUAUGGCUUAUACACAAGUGUGGUUCCUCCUCUUAUCUAUGCUGUGAUGGGGAGUUCAAGAGAAAUUGCAAUUGGACCUGUAGCCGUAGUGUCACUGCUGCUAUCUUCCUUAUGUCACAAAGUGGUUGAUCCAGAUUUAAAUCAUGAUGGUUACAGAAAUUUUGUCUUUACUGUAACAUUAUUUGCUGGAAUUUUUCAAGUUGCAUUUGGAGUUUUCAGGUUGGGAUUUCUUGUGGAUUUUUUGUCACAUGCUGCACUUGUAGGAUUCAUGGCAGGUGCAGCCAUCAUGAUUGGUCUGCAGCAGCUUAAGGGGUUGCUUGGGAUUAGUAACUUCACCAACAAAUCUGAUGUUGUUUCUGUUUUGGAAUCUGUUUAUAAGUCACUCCAUCAUCAAAUUCCAUCCGGAGAAUGGUACCCUCUGAAUUUUGUCAUUGGAAGUUCAUUUCUGAUUUUCCUUUUGUUUGCAAGAUUUAUGGGAAAAAGAAACAAAAAGCUUUUCUGGUUGCCAGCUAUUGCUCCUCUAGUGUCAGUUAUAUUAUCAACUUUUAUUGUGUAUAUAUCCAAAGCAGAUAAAAAUGGGGUUAAUAUAGUAAAACAUGUCAAAAGAGGCAUUAAUCCAAGCUCAAUUCACCAAUUACAACUCAAUGGUGAACAUGUUGGAGAAGCAGCUAAAAUUGGAUUGAUUUCUGCUGUUAUUGCUCUCACUGAAGCAAUGGCUGUUGGUAGAUCUUUUGCUUCAAUUAAAGGAUACCAUCUUGAUGGGAACAAAGAAAUGUUAGCAAUGGGUUGUGGUAACAUUGCAGGAUCUUUUACUUCAUGCUAUGUUGCAACUGGUUCAUUUUCAAGAACAGCAGUAAAUUUCAGUGCAAGAUGUCAAUCAUCAGUAUCAAAUAUUGUGAUGGCUAUAACAGUGAUUCUGUGUUUGGAAUUGUUUACAAGGCUGUUAUAUUACACACCUGUGGCUAUACUUGCUUCUAUAAUCCUCUCUGCACUUCCAGGAUUAAUCGACAUAAGAGAAGCUUGCUAUAUAUGGAAAGUUGACAAAUUUGACUUCCUUGCUUGCAUUGGUGCUUUCUUUGGUGUCUUGUUUGUAUCAGUAGAAACUGGUCUUCUUGUUGCUGUAUCAAUCUCGUUUGCAAAGAUAGUAAUACAAUCAAUUAGACCUGGGAUAGAAGUUCUAGGUAGAAUUCCAACAACACAAGCCUUCUGUGAUGUUAGUCAAUAUCCCAUGGCUACAAGCACUCCUGGAAUCUUGGUCAUUCGUAUAAGCUCUGGCUCACUCUGCUUUGCAAAUGCCAAUGUUGUAAGAGAAAGAAUACUCAAGUGGGUUACUGAAGAAGAUGACCUUAAAGAAAGUCAAACUACUAAGGGGAGAGUCCAAGCUGUAAUAUUUGACAUGACUAAUUUGAUGAAUGUUGAUACUUCUGGAAUUAUAGUACUGGAGGAACUGCACAAGAGGUUACUCUCCCGUGGCAUAAAAUUUGCUAUGGUGAAUCCAAGGUGGCUAGUAAUUCACAAGCUUAAAGUGGCACACUUUGUGGAUAAAAUUGGGAAAGAAUGGGUUUUCCUUACUGUUGCUGAAGCUGUGGAAGCAUGCCUAUCUUAUAAAUUUGCUGAUCCAUGAUUUCAUGGGUCUUUUUUUUUUUUUUUUUUUUUAUAUCUAUAGUGUAAUUUUUACGGUACAAUUUUAGGCGCUAAGAGUUGUGUAUUAUAUGUUUUGAGAGUUUCUUUUGUCAUCUUGUAAACUUCACGUGUGACCUAUUCUAGAUUCUAAAAUCUGAAAAAAUGGAGGUUUUUUGAACGUA